CCUUCACCAUUGCUUCUAGAUUUUAAUGAUACUAGCCAAUGAAUUCAAGACAAAGAUGGGCACAAAGUCUAUAGAAAUGGGAGAAAUAAUCAUGUUUAAUUAGUGAGGACUAGUCAAAUAAUCUCAAAUCGUUACAAGUAAAUCUCUCUAUAAAAAUGGCCAAAUAGACAAACAUAGAAGUAAAAAAAAUUCCACCUUUCAAACAAAAAUGUCAAGAAUAGGCAUUAGUGUUCUAGCCAUUUUAGCCAUUGCUUCACUUCUACACACUACCACAGCAAAAACAAUUGUCGUUGGGGAUGGGUUAGGAUGGGUAGUGCCUCCUGGUGGUAAUCUUGCUUAUGCUGCUUGGGCUGCCAUUAGCACCUUCACUGUUGGUGAUGUUCUCUUGUUCAAUUUCACAACAGGAUCACAAGAUGUAGCCAGAGUGACAAAGGAAGCAUAUCUAACCUGCAACUCAACAAACCCUAUCUCUCUCAAAACAACUGGUCCAGCAAAUUUUACAUUAGACACUACUGGUGAAUACUUUUUUAUAAGUACAAUAGAAAAACACUGCCCACUAGGCCAAAGGCUAGCCAUUUCCGUAACCCCCCCUGGAUCAAAUCUUGCACCUCAUUAUCCUCAUCAUCCACCCACAGCACCUUCACCACUUUCACCUAGAGCCCCAGUUACCUAUACUGUCGGAGAUGGCUUGGGGUGGCUUGUUCCUCCUGGUGGUCCACUGGCUUACUUGGCUUGGGCCUAUAACAAGACUUUCCUGGUUGAAGACACUCUAGUUUUCAACUUCGUGAAUGGACUUGAAGAUGUAGCCUUAGUAAGCAAAGAAGCCUAUGAGACUUGCAACACAAAUGGCACCAUCCAAGUUUGGUCUGCAAGCCCUGCAAGGAUCUUGCUCAAUACAAGUGGUGAUUAUUUCUUUACUUCCACUUAUCCAAACCGCUGUGCCUUGGGUCAAAAACUAGCCAUUAAGGUACUUACCAGCCGCGGCAUUUUGCCUCCUAGCAUAGCCCAUCCGCCAUCAAGUAGCAGCACAAGUAAUCCUGUCACUGUGUCUCCCUCUCCUGGCCCAGUUAGCUCAGCCCCUUCUAAAGCUACUGCUGGAUUUUUCAUUUCCCUUUUGUCUAUUGCCAUGGUUUUGUUUUAGAACAUGUACUAUACGUACACUAUAGCUUAUUUAUAUUCCAUUGGUA
This is a messenger RNA of Jatropha curcas, 1187 nucleotides long. RefSeq names its product early nodulin-like protein 14. Gene Ontology annotation, cellular component: plasma membrane. The record is from RefSeq and is a predicted model, not a curated record. Gene Ontology annotation, molecular function: electron transfer activity. NCBI's taxonomy places the organism in Eukaryota, Viridiplantae, Streptophyta, Magnoliopsida, Malpighiales, Euphorbiaceae.